This is a messenger RNA of Ilex paraguariensis (yerba mate), 468 nucleotides long. Lineage: Eukaryota; Viridiplantae; Streptophyta; Magnoliopsida; Aquifoliales; Aquifoliaceae. The record is from the annotation of a GenBank genome assembly.
AUGAGUACCAGGGCGAAGAAAGAAAGCAAAAUCACCCGGUGCAUGAAGGCACCCAUUAGGGUUCUGAUCAGGGCCAGAGACUUCUAUAUCCGAAGCCUGUCGGGGUGCGCUGGACGGGUCAGCUACGGCACCGUUAUCGGAGGCCCGGCCCCAAUAGUCAACAGUACUUUGCCAAAGAGUUUCAGCGUCCACUCAACAAGUAGCAACGAUGAAGACUUUAGGGAGCUUAUGAGGAUUGCUUCGACUAGGAGCCUGGGCAAUAAGAUCGAGUUGGAGCUUCGCCGAAGGCAAUCGCCGAUUGCCGGAGUGAACGCUGUCCCUCGCAGCCAUAGCGCUGCUGUUGGAAGGAUUGAUGAAGACAAGCCUUGUGAGUUUGGAGAAGAGAUUAAUGUGAAGAAGACUAAUGCGUAUCCAAGAAGCAGGAGCUAUGCUGUUUCAAAAACAACUGGGAUGCUACAAGUCAAAUGA